This is a messenger RNA of Temnothorax curvispinosus, 669 nucleotides long. Its product is annotated as receptor expression-enhancing protein 5-like. The transcript has a single exon. Lineage: Eukaryota; Metazoa; Arthropoda; Insecta; Hymenoptera; Formicidae. Bases 19 to 582 code for a protein of 187 amino acids. The record is from RefSeq and is a predicted model, not a curated record.
AGUUUCGCGUUUAGAAGGAUGUUUCCGCGAGGAAAAAAAAUGGCCCGAAUUACCGCCGUGAAGGAAUAUCUCGAGAAGACGUUGAGGGACGAGAGCAAGUCAUGGACAAAGAUGUUCGUCUUCGCGGAGGCGAAGACCGGCAUCGAUCGGCUGUACAUUUUUGUCGGAUUAUUGAUGCUGCUGGCUUUAUACUUGGUGUUUGGAUUGGGACAACAGCUAGUGUGUAAUAUAAUCGGUUUUGUUUAUCCCGCAUACCAAUCUAUGAAGGCCUUGGAAAGCCCCAAGAAAGAGGACGACACAAAAUGGCUUACUUAUUGGGUCGUUUUUGCCGUAUUUACUAUAAUAGAAUUCUUUUCUGAAUAUAUCGUCUGCUGGUUUCCGAUUUACUGGCUGUUCAAGUGUAUAUUCUAUGUAUGGUUGAUGGCGCCAACCGAGUACAACGGUUCCUUGAUUCUAUAUCGCCGAGUCAUCCGUCCAACGUUUAUACAGUAUCAACCUGGAUUAGACAGACUGUUGUCCAAUGCACGUGAUACAGCAGUCAAGACUGCAGCGGAAGCAUUGCUGACCAACAAGCAAGAUUAAUGAAGCUGUAAAUCGAACAUAAUAGAAAGUCCAUUUGUGUCUUUCCCUUUACUCAUUCCUAGCAGAGAAAGAGAGAGAGAGCGUGGU